Molecule: messenger RNA, 1726 nt
Organism: Erythranthe guttata (spotted monkey flower)
Lineage: Eukaryota; Viridiplantae; Streptophyta; Magnoliopsida; Lamiales; Phrymaceae
Product: Phototropic-responsive NPH3 family protein
Molecular function (GO): protein binding
Source: RefSeq, a predicted model, not a curated record
AGAGAGAGAGUGACAGAGAGGAGAGAGAGAGAAGGAAAACAAAAUGGAAGAAUUGGGGAUGAGUGGGUGGAAUCAAUUGGGGGUUGUUGGCACAAUUUAUGAAGAAGAAAAUGAAGAUUCAUAUUCAUCUUCACCUUCAACCAUACCUUCUCCGGAAUUCACCCCUUCUCCCACCACCCAACUUUCCGGCGCGGCGGCGCAACCGUGGUCAUCGGAGAGGAGGCAUGAUCCAGAUGUGGUGAUACAUGUUCAGGAUUCUUCUUUUCGCCUUCACAAGGGGGCAUUAACUGCAAAGAGUACCUAUCUGAAAGGGCAGCUCACCGAAUUCCCCGAAAUAACCCUCUCCCCGCCGUUAAACAUAACGGCCCAAACAUUCUCCUUAGUAACGGACUUCUGCUACGGCAGCCACGUCGCCGUUACUCCGUUCAACGUCGCUGCGGUCCGGACGGCGGCGGAGCUGCUCGGGAUGACGGAGGACGGCGGCGGACCGCCGGGAGAAGAGAACUUGCAGCAGAAAACGGAGGCGUAUUUCCGUCAGGCAAUUUACGUGAACAAGGAGUACGCGUGUAUCGUGCUGCGGUCGUGUUUUCCGCUGCUGCCGGAGGCGGAGACGGCGGCGGCGCUCGUGAGUAGAUGUGUUGAGGCGUUGGCUUUGACGGCCGAAUCUGACGGCGAUAUGAGCUGUUUGGAAGGAUUCAAGAGCGUGGCGUUUGACGAUUUACAGGUGAUUCUGGAGUCCGUUAGUCAACGCUUGACCGACUGUCACGAUCUUCUUUACAGAAUCAUUGACAUUUAUCUCAAGGAGAACAUCGAAACGGUGUCGGAGGAUGAGAAAAUCCAAAUGUGCAACCACAUAGACUGCAGCAUCCUAACACCAAGACUCCUCAUGCACGCCGUACAAAACCCGAAAAUGCCCCUCCGAUUCGUCGUCCAAGCCAUGUUCCUCCAGCAGCUCAACACCCGCCACUCCAUCAUCUCCGCUGCCACCUCCUCCCCCGACCACCACCACCCCCACCCCCGCCGCAUCCACCAAGAACACUCGAAAAAAGACCCCGUCACCCUCGGCGCCAUACUCGAGCGCGACGCCGCCCUCCGCCAGGUGUCGCAGCUCAAGUCCAUCAUGACCGCCACCAACUCAAGAAUCCAAACCCUAGAGAAAGAGCUCCACGGAAUGAGGCAACUGUUAAACGAAUCGGAGAGUGUCAAGAACCGGGCCGGGUCGGGUCGGUCCGCGAGCUUUCGGUUCAGCUCCGAGCCGACUAGUAGAAACUACAACAAGAUCGAAAGGGGACAAAUGGGUUCGAUUUCGGCGUCGAGUUUUAGGAGCCUCGCCGAACGGGGUAGGAGAACGGAGAUUUCGUCUUCGUCGGAGGAGUCAUACUCCGACGGGAGCUCCGGCGGCGAGAAGAGUUUCGGCCAGAGAUUAAUGAGCGGAUUGAAGAGUGCUUUCCGUCUUCAGAAGAAGAAGUGUAGUAGUGAGAGCAAAGUGCCGGUCAAGAUUAAUGGUGAAAAUUUGAGGGAAGAUGGAAACAAGGACAAUAUUGUCAUUAUUAAAAAAGAUCAAGCCUUUCACAGGCGCACUCGCUCUCGAUCGUAAUAUGUAGGUUAAUUAAUAAUUAUUACAUUUUUUUUGUAUUAUAUUAUUUAAGUUUUUUUUUUUGGGUAUGAACUAGGGAUAUUUUUUCCCAAUAAAACAUGUUUAAAAAGUUUUGAGUGUUGUUGAUUA